Messenger RNA from Zootermopsis nevadensis, 2878 nucleotides. RefSeq lists its product as uncharacterized. Lineage: Eukaryota; Metazoa; Arthropoda; Insecta; Blattodea; Termopsidae. The record is from RefSeq and is a predicted model, not a curated record.
CCGAAGUGUACAAGCAAGGCGAGGCUCUGCUCAGCUCGGCAACAUCCUAAUCUCUUCUCUCUGGCGAAAGAGCUUCACGCUGAGUCGCGUGUUAAAGUGUGCUGUUGUAACGUACAGGUUCGUUCUGGAACAGUUUGGACUACUAAUGGGAGCAGGUCUCAUUAUGCAGCUGGAUAAAAGCUUCUACCUAGUGGUGAUUGUCUCUGUAUGCACACUUCUCGUUCAUGGACAAGACAACGCGCAGACUCGAAUACCCGAUAACUUGAUCGCGUGUUAUCGGGAUCAAUCUCUUCGACAUCCAGAAAACAGGCCUCCCAUGUCCAUCGAAACUUUUAUUGAUAUUGUCAGAAAGGUUGAAAAAUACCAGAGAGGGACAGUGGAUAUUAAUACACUGGCAACAUCAAUGUUACACAGCUUUCGACUUGAUGGCAUUGAAAGAAGUCAGGAUGUGUUGGAAAUGGAAGGGGUGAUACCAUACGCAGUUAAGGGCAUACCAUUCUAUAAGCAUCGCCUUGUUUUGAGAUACCUUGUUCCCAGCAAUGAAUACCAGUUUCCAAAUGAGAGUCUGACACAAGUUGAAUUGUGCACAUUACAUUUUAUGCUGUCCCAUUCCAUCGACAAAACACAACGUGGUGAUGAAUCAACAGUGUGUGGUAGACUGUCCAAUUAUGAAUCAGGCCGUGGUAGUCGUAAACCACGAAACGCUAGAUUCAGAAGACAGGAAGAGGCUGCCAUCAACAAACAAUCCUUGGGGCCUCAAGAUGAAAACCAAAACUCGUUUAAUUCAGAAGGGGCACAUGAUACUGUGGCAGAAGAGGGAACACAGAAAGUUGCAGAUACGAUAGUUCAGAGUUUAGCAGAGGACGCGUCAGAAGACACAUUAAAACAAACUAAUGAAGAUGAUCCACAUCAAGGAGAAGAACCACCAGAAACAUCACAAGAGGAUGAAAAUGCAAAGAAAAAAGAAGAAGUAGAAAUGAUAAAACAAACAACCACGGGAAGUGAGUUGAAGAAUGGGAAGUUUAUCUUUGACGAUGAUAAAGAGAGUAACAAUUACCCACAACAAAGGGCAAAAAAUAUAAUGGAACCAACAACAAUCAAGAACCAACUGCCACGUGUUACCGUCUCUACCGUUGAGAGCGACUGCCCGGUGGAGAAUGGUGUUGUGAGAACUGACUGGGGGACUGUUUCACUAGGAACUGUACUAAGUGGAAUUGUUGCUGGACUAUUUCCACAACAGAUCAGAAUUGCCGAUCUUGUUCAGAAGGCGAUGCAUUCCAGAACUCUAACACCAGAACUAAGCUCUGCUGUUGUUGAUAACAAAUUUGCCGCUACUCUUGUAGGUGAUCUUUCGGAGGUUGCUUUGGAGCAGGGUCCCAAGAGACUUCAGGAUAUUAAAGUUGGAGUCUCUGGUGGAUGGAACAGCACAAUUUUUCCUCGUUGGUACUUUGACAAAGAGAAGGAAGGUCAUGAAUUAACUGAUGCUGAGAUCCGAGGUGGCCUCGAUGGUUUAGUGAUGGGAACUUACAUCCAGAAGUGGAAACAAUUUGCACCAUCACUGAAACUUUCCCAACUAUUAUCCAUGUAUUAUUCAGAAAAUGGAGUGUUUGAAACUCAGUAUCGUGCCUGCCAACGCAGGGACUUAUAUUCUGAGGUGGCUCCAAAUACAGUAAUGGAAGAACAGACUUACCGGUUUACAAUUGUUCUCGAUCAGCAGUCGAUAAGCUCGGCGAGUGUGGAUAAUGCCCGAGUCAAGACAUUUGCAGAAACAGCUGUCAGAAGUCUGGGUAGCUAUUUACCUGCAAUGAAUGAAAACUCUUGUACAAGAGCGGGCACUCCUCGUGAAAUAUCUCCUGCAUCUUUGACACCGUAUACCAAUGUGACUGUUGUAAUUGAUAAAAACUGGGCAUACAGUGACAUCAAGAAGAUUCUAUCCUACUUGGUGAAGAAGCUUGAAUUAGGAGAAUAUGGAAGUCGAAUCACUGUGCUCGAUGGAAAAAAGAGAAUUCCAUUCGUCACUGAUGUAAUGUAUACAACUGAUUUUGAUGCAGAAUUCAAUGAGUCUGCUUACAACACUCAUGAAGGCGGAAUGGAUAUCCCAAGAGCACUUGAACAAGAGCUUCAGAAAAACAUGGAGGAUCUUCUCAUAGCAGAGGAGAGGAGUAAAACAGCUGGAGGAAGAUCAACAGUUAUUGUGUUCAUACCCCGAGAAUCAGUCAACCUGAAUAACAAUGAUUUAACAAUUGCAAAGGAGCGAGUCAAGCAUUUUAGAGAAUACCUUCCAGAUGUUAAAUUCCUGUAUCUGUCUCCUGGAAACAAGGACAAUUACAAGGAGCUAGUAGACAAUCCCUCAACUGACAUCUUUACAUUUAUUUACCAGGGAACUGAAAUUGAAAUACCUGGCAUUGUCGAUCCACUUGUUGACAGAAUUAAGAGGGUUCCACUGAGACUGCAAAACCCAACUUGUGGUGCUGAUUGGAGUAGGGAAGAUUAUGGCACUGCUGAAUACAUACAUUCUGUCAAGUCGAAGGGAGUGAAAUAUCAUCGACUGCAUCCCAACUACUUCUAUGGGGUAGAAUCAGCAAAAGUCACAGUCAUAAAUUCCAAUUCUGAUGAAAUUGACGUGUGCCAUUCGAGAAAAUUAGAGUACCCUGAUAAUGCUACAACUGACGUAACAUGUAAAAAAAUAAGAGGUGAAAACGUUGAAAUACAGCUAGUCAAUCCGUGCGAUGGGUUUGAGUUCAUCUCGCAGUGCCCCCCACUCUUCAUUUCAGUAAAAUCUACUGACACAGUCCUGCAGCCCAGUUGUAAUUAUGAUUGUGUAUAUCCUAACGAUGUCCAGUAUACAAUUCGGAAUGAAGGACUUGGCUUGUCAUGA